Molecule: messenger RNA, 8008 nt
Organism: Hydra vulgaris (swiftwater hydra)
Lineage: Eukaryota; Metazoa; Cnidaria; Hydrozoa; Anthoathecata; Hydridae
Product: protein sidekick-1
Biological process (GO): cell-cell adhesion
Molecular function (GO): protein binding
Source: RefSeq, a predicted model, not a curated record
UCUUUUGCCAUGUUUUGGCGGAUCGUAGUCUGUAGAUGCGCUAAGUAAUGUCCGUUUAUUAGAAUUUAUUUAAAAACACGUUAUGGACAAAAUAUAUACAUAAAUAUUACCUCGAGAUUUGUUUUAUACCAUUAUAUUUUAAAUUCACUAUAAUUCAUUACCGUACAACGCUUUAACAUUCUAAAAAAUAAUCGCUUAUUAUAUUUGUAUAUAUUUAAGUUACACAGUCAAGCAUAUGAAUUCCCUUAUUAAAAAUCAGUUUAAGAGUGGAGUGAAAAAAGUGUGAAAAGCUCUUAUGAAAAAUUCAAUAAGUUAACAUUUCAAUAUGCAAAUCUGUGGAAUUUUUUUAGUUAUUAUAACUUAUCAAGGUAUUAAAAGUCAGUUUUCUCCUCCUAUAUUUCAAAACUUGCCAGAGGAUGGAUUAACAUUUGAACUUGGCAAAGAGGUUUUGUUGCCAUGCAGUGCUACAGGCAAUCCGAAUCCUAAAGUUGUAAAUUGGCUUAUUGAUGAUAAGCUUGUAAAUUUAGAUACUAAUAUAUUAACAUCGAAUGGAGAUUUAAAAAUUUCUCGUGUUCAAAAAAGUGAUGCUGGACGUUAUCAGUGUGUUGCAAGUAAUAAUCUGGGAGGUUUAGUAUCUCAAAAGCGUCAAAUAUAUAUAGCAUACUUUGAAAGAAUUGUGUCAGUUGUUGAAAGAGUAACUAAGCAAAUUAAUGAUAACUUUUAUGCUGCUGUACCUGAUGUUGAUACUCAGCCAAAGCCAAAAUAUAUAUGGAGUAAAAAUGGUGUUUUAUUAGCGGAAACAUCAAGAAUAAGAAUAAAUAAUAAUGGUGAAUUAUUUAUAUCCAAUCUUGAUCUCUCAGAUGAUGCAACAUACACACUUUAUAUAGAAAAUACUUUUCUUCAAAAUAAAAAUGUUCCAUAUGCUAAUCAGCUUGUUAAAACUGUAGUAUUGAGAAUCUUUGGGAGUUCGAGUACACAAAAUACUGCAGAUAUUAUAUAUGUGUCACAGAAGCAAGAUGCUGUUGAAGGAGAAACUGCUUUUGUCACUCUUGAAUGUUUUAUUACUGGGCAACUAAUGGAUCAGGUCCAGCUAAUUUGGAGUAAAAUCAAUGAAGAUGGAACCUCAAAGCAAGUUCCUAAUAGUUCUAAAUAUAUAUUAAAAGAUAAUGGCAGAAGACUAAAUAUAGUUUCUCCAACGUACAAAGACGAUAAUGGAAAGUUCAUAUGUUCUAUUCUUAACAAUUUAAAUGUGCUCAAUGAAAAAGAAGUGCUUCUUAAUGUUUAUAGUACUCCAGAGAUUUUAGUAAAACCUAUAGAUAUAUAUGGAUACACAGACAACACAUCAUCACUAAAUUGUGUAGCUCAAGGUUUUCCUAGUGUCAAUGUGACAUGGUAUCGCAAUGGUAUUCCAGUUUCAAUUAUUGGAAAACAUACAGUACUUCCCAAUAAUACUCUGCUUUUAAAUAAAUUAAAUUGGGAAGAUAAUGGUCUUUUUCAAUGUGCGGCAAGCAACAUAAAGAGCAUAGUGUUUGCUCAAGCACAAGUUAAAGUCUUAAAUAUUAGUGCAUCUAUUUUGGGUGAAUCCACUGAUAUCUAUGCUGGUUUUAACAGUAACAUAGAGAUUCCAUGUGUUGCUGUGGGCGCACCAAUGCCUAUAAUUUACUGGCUGAUAAAUAAUUCUCGCAUAAGCUUUCCAAACUCAGACUAUACAUUGCUACAGAAUGGUUCCUUAAUCAUAAAAAAAUUUGAUGGUAGUGGUAGUGUUUAUACUUGUGUAGCUGAUAAUAUGGUUGGUAUAUCAAGAAAAUAUUCUCGAGUUUUUGUAAUUGUUCCGACAAAGAUAUCUGAAUAUCCUCAAAGGGAAACAUAUGCUCGCAAAGGAGAAAAUGUACGACUUGCAUGCACUGUAAUAAGUGAUCCCAAUAUAAAUUUUACACGUGAAUGGCGAUACAAUAAUCUUAUAGUUCAAGAUCCUCGAUACAUUGUUCAGCCUGAUGGUAGUCUAAUAGUAAAAUUUGUGCAAGAGAUAGAUACAGGCAUUGACUUUUCCUGUCAUGUAUUUUCAUUAGGGGGAAAUCCUUUCGUUUCUACAUCUUUGGUGCUUGUUCAGCUUCCCAUGAUUCCUUCUACACCUCGUGUAAUCGAUACUCAACCUUUUUCUCUACAGUUAACAUGGGAUGCUCCAUCUGAUGGCGGAAGUCCAUUGACAGGCUAUCAAUUAUACAUGGAAAACUUCACCAUGAACAAUUUCCUCCUUCUUGCACAACUUCAACCAGAGAUGACUUCUUUUACAGUGAAUAAUUUACUUGCUGGAGCAAAGUACCGUUUUAGAAUUGCUGCAUUAAACAAAUUUGGGAAAGGAUUUGAUAGUGAUCCAACAAGUUGGAUUGAAACUCAGGCACUUGCUCCCACAGCAGCUCCAGAUGGUUUUCGUACAUCGUCAAUUGGCAUGGAUUCAAUAACUUUAGUUUGGAUGAUUCCACCACAAUCAACUCAUAAUGGAGAACUGUUAGGUUUUUACAUUGGUUAUAGGCUGGCAGGCUAUGGUAUGGAUUUUACUAACAUUGAUGUCAAAGGAAUUACUCCAAUGUAUACUAUGACAGGUCUCCCGUUAUUUACACGUUAUGAACUUAAAGUUGCUGCAUAUAAUAAGGCUGGUAUCGGACCAUGGAGCUCUACAAUAAAUGUUGAUACAAAACAAGGAAUUCCAUCUGCUCCUCCAACAAAUGUUUCAGUGUCUGUUUUAACUGCUACAACUGUUUCUGUCAGUUUUACAUCUCCUCCCCAACAACAGUGGAAUGGACAAUUAACAAAGAUAAUAGCAAGAACAUGGCCUCCUGGUCGUCCACAAGACCAACAAGAAUAUUCUACAGAUUAUAAUCCUUCUUCUUUAUACCACCAAACCUUUGUAUUGCCAAAUUUGAAACCUAAUACUGAAUAUACUUUGGCAGUUGCGGUUGCUACAUCAGGUGGUCCAAGUCCAGGAAGUUCAGCAGUACAGUUUAAAACCAGUGAAGGGGUACCUGAUGCUGUUCGCGAUUUAAUGGUGUCAGGGAUAUAUUCAGAUGCUUUUACAGUUAGUUGGAAAUUACCUAAAGAGUCUGCUGGUGAACUUAAAGGAUAUAGAAUAAAGUAUCGAGUAUUUAAUAACAUCAAUGAAUGGUCAGAGUUUGUAGAAGUUCCUAUAGCACUAGGUGCAGUUAUAAGACCUCUACUACCACGUACAAGGUAUGAAGUGAGUGUUGCUGCUUUUACUUCAAAAGGAACAGGGAGUUUUGUUAGUGCAUCUGUUGAAACCAUUGAGUCACCUGUUUUGCCAAGUGCUCCAUCAAACCUUAAAUCUUAUGGAAUAUGGGGAAGCAACAUUUCUUUGGGAUGGACUCCUGGAGAUAGUGGGCGAGCUGUUUUUUUAUACUACUUAAUUGAAUAUAACAAUGAUACUGCCUAUCAUAUUAGCCAAAAUCCUCCUGUUUGGCGUUUAAUUAGAAACUUAACUAAGAUUCUUGAAAAUCCUGCAAAUAUACCAGGGCUGAAACAUAGCACAACUUAUCGUUUUCGUAUGCAGGGUUUUAAUAUUGUUGGACCAUCUCCUUACAGCAAUGUAUCAGCUGAUAUUACAACCAGUGAAGGAGUUCCAUCUAAAGCCCCUCUUAGAGUUUGGGCAUCUGCACCAGAAAGACAAGCACUUUUAAUUGAGUGGAAUCCACCUGAAGCAGAAUCUUGGAACAGUGGAUCAAUUAAAUAUCAAUUUAUUAUCAAACCUAAAGACAUUGAUCCUGAAAUACAGUUUGCAGCUGUUGAUUACUAUGAUACCCAAGCUAAGUCUUAUUUAGCUCGAGGAUUGCAGAAGUACCUUAUGUAUAACAUCACAAUGCGAUUGUUUAAUGAUAAAGGUUUUGGUCCAUGGAGUACUCCUGUAUUUUUUAGAACUUCAGAAGACUAUCCUGCUGGAGCACCCAUUAAUAUUGUUGCAAAAGCACUUGAUUCUUCUACUAUACAGUUAACAUGGGAACCAGUUCCAAUAUUUCAAAGAAAUGGGCAGAUUAUAGGAUAUAAAGCCUUUUACUCAAUCAAAAACCUACCAGAUACAGAGCUUUUUAAAGACUUCCCAGGUAACCUCACUUUGCGUGGUACCAUUAACAAGUUAGUUGGGUUUGUUGACUAUGAAAUAUAUUUAAUGGCAUACACUAGAGUUGGAGGAAACUUUAGAGGAAAUCCUGUAACUGUACGAACAUUGGAAGGAGUUCCAGGAAAACCACAUGAUGUUCGAUUUCCAGUGGUUACUUACAGCUAUGCUCAGUUAACAUGGGAGGAACCUUUACGCCCUAAUGGAGUUAUUAUUGCUUAUGAAGUAAGGUAUUGUCAAACUGCAGAUGAAAAUAAAUGGAUCACUUAUCAAAGAGAUAAAGAACUACCACCAAGAACAGCUCAGAUUAGUGGGCUUGUUUAUAAUUCAUAUUAUAUUUUUGAAAUCAAAGCUAGAACAGCUGUUGGAUGGGGUGAACCUGCAAUUGAAAAAGUGCUUAUUACAUCUGAAAGAUUUGCUCCUGACAGCCCUGUUAUCCUUCCUAUACCACAUACUAACGUACGAGCUGAGUCAAUUGUAGUCAGUUGGUUACCACGUUUUGAUGGGAAUUCACCAAUAAGAGGGUACAAUCUUCAAUAUAUUAAAGAUUAUGGUGUUUGGAAAACAUUUCAAUUUGGAAUUCCACCAACUAUAAAUUUGCCUGCAUCAAUGCAGGAAGCUGAAGUAACUAAAUUAUUUCCAGCAAGUACUUACCAAUUUCGUGUCAAGGCUAUUAAUGAUAUUGGUGAUAGUCCUUGGAGUGAUGUUACAAAACGGCAAAUAACGCAAAGUCCUGAUACAUUAGGUGGUCCUACCAAAGUUUAUGUGACAGGAAAGACAUCAACUUCUCUUGAAUUUGCUUGGGAGCCGCCAAUUUCAUCAACUUCAUUGCAAGAAUUGCGUGGUUAUAGAGUGGGAUUCAAAGAGGUUGGUGGAGUUGAUGAUGAGAAAGAGAUGAGUGUAAGUAGUUCACAACUUUCUUUCAAGUUAACAAAUCUCAAAGUGUUCCAAGCAUAUGAUGUAAGGAUUGGUGCAUUUACUGAUCAAAAUAUUGGAGUUUGGACACCAGUGUAUCAAUGGAGAACAGGAGAAGCUGCUCCAACUGAAGCUCCUCGAAAUGUCAAAGUAAAUUUCCAAGGGGCUAGUAUUGUUCGAGUGACCUGGGAAUCUCCAGCAGCAGAUUCAAUUAGAGGUUAUUUGCAGGGUUUUAAGGUUGAAUCUACUCGAAUAGGCUUAAAUCGUCGACGUAGAAGUAUUGUUCAGAGGUCAAAGCGAUUUUUAGUUGCUGUUAAGUCAAAGCGGUCUUUAGAUGCUGUAUGCCAAGAAUUUCCUGCUGUACAAACACAUCUUGCAGGUCCAUUCUCAUAUGAAGUAACAAUUAAAAAUUUGCGCAAGUAUACCAGUUAUGCAAUAACAGUUCGAGUUUAUAAUUCUUUUAGUGAUGGACCUAAAAGUUCUUCUAUUCAGUUUACUACUCCAUCUGAUAUUCCUGGGCCACCUUAUUUAUUGUCCCAAAGAAUUUAUACAAGUUUGAUUGAUGUUGAUUUUGCUGCACCAUGUGAACCAAAUGGUCAAGUGCUUGGCUAUAGAGUUCAAUACAAGGAGAAAAACGGAGGAUUUUUUACAACAGUAGGUUAUAAUAAACACACUCGACGUAUUCGCAUCUCAAAUUUGAGGCCUCUAACAUCUUAUCUUUUGUCCUUAUCGGCUAGAACUGAAGUUGGUUAUGGUCUUAAUGCUACAAUAGAAUUUAACACAAAAGAAAUACUGAAUCCACCUCAAGCGCCUGGUCCUCCUGAUGCCCCAGAAGUUUAUAAAAAUCAACCUGGUGUGCUUAUAAUUCAAUGGCAAGAAGGAGAUACAAGAAAUAUACCUGCUGAUUUAUUUAAUCUUCAAUAUAGCUUAGAAAAUGGCUUAUGGACUGACUUUAAAACUGUUACACCUGAUCAAUUACGUUAUGAUGGAACAGCUGUAGUCUAUACUAUAAUUGGUUUAAAACAAGAAAGAACAUACAGGUUUCGUGUUAGAUCUACUACUGUAUUAGGCACAUCACCUUAUAGUAAUCCGUCAAAACCUAUUACACCAGUUAAAAGUAGUGGUUUGGAAAAACCAUUUUACAGAGAAAUUUGGUUUAUAUUUGUUGUUGCUAUUUCUUUGCUACUUGUAAUACUGCUUAUUACAAUUUGCUGCUGUUAUCAUUUCAAAAACAAAAAAAAAUAUAUAACAACUAAACCUGGUCAGAAAAUAAGCAGUUUUGAGAUGUCUUUACUUCAAAAUGAUGAAAGCAAUGAAAGGCUUUUGCGCUCACCAAGUACUUUAGCACCAUCUUCAAAAAAAGGUGAUACAUUAAGAUCGUCAACAAAUAGCAUCGCAAAAUCUGUUAGAAAGUCUCAUGACAGUGAUAGUGAUUCACAACAGCAAUCUACUGAUCCAACAUCAAUUGCUAACCAUUACUCUAAUGAUCCGAAUCAUAAAAACUGGAGUGACUCUAUGGAUAAGAAAACAAAAAAAGAAAUUUUAUCAGAAUUUAACAAGAGAUCUGAUGGCAAUUUAUCAAAAGGAAAAAAUCGAAGAGGAUCUGAAGAGGUUUUAAAUCGACCAAGAGCUCGUCCAGGACGGCCAGAUCUAACAGAACAAAAAAAGCUUGCUCGGUCUGAACCUAUGUUAGCUGAAGAAAGUCCAAUAUAUCAACAACCUGAUAUGCCAAAAGUCCGAAGACCUGCAAAAACUCCUUUUGACCCUGCACUAAGUAGAUCUCAACCUGACAUCCAGAAGCAACCUAAAAUACCGGAAAAUCCAAUAACAAGGCAAUCCAGUUUUUUGAGGGCUACGCUAGGUGGUUCUGAUGACAAAGAGAGCUUCCAAGAUGCUUUUGAAAGAGAAAAAUCUAAACGUGAGCUUGCCAUGGAAUUGGACUCAAGAUUAGAUUCAUCUUAUCCUAGUAAUGCUCCUCCCCCAUAUGAUUUUAAUUCGGCUCCACCGGCAUACACUCCAUCUCAGGCUGAUGAAGAUGAGUUGGCUUCUGAAAUGGGUUAUCCUGUAAAACCACCUAUAUUGCCUAAACCAUAUAGAUGGAGCGACCGAUCAACAAAUUCAAAUAACACACCUUCUUCACAUGUUUAUACUCCUCCAUACACUAACCGAAAUUAUGUUGACAAUUCUCAACCCAAUCUAAAAUACCCACAAGUUAAUAACGAUAGAGGUUAUCCAUUGAACAGUAGACGUAUUGAUGAUCGCUUUUCUCCUGAGCCUCGUUUUUCUCCAUCUCGUUCUCUAAGCUCAGGAGAUUCAAUUGCUCAUAACAUAAAAUUCAAUGAUGAAUUAAAAGAAGAUGAAAUAGAUGGUUUUAAAACCGAUACCACAUUAGUUUAAAAUGUGUCUGUUUCAAUAAAAAAGAUGCACGAGUAAAUUUUAAUUUGACAAGAUUAUUAUCUGAGACAUAAAUACGCCGCUGAUUGUAUAAAUUGUUUUGCCAUAAUUUAUUCAAGAAUUUUUUUAAUGCCUAAAUAUAACUCGACACGAGUUUAGAAGCUGCUGGAAUUUUUAUUUCAAAGAAUAUUUUUGAUGAACAUUUUAUUUAUUGAUAGGUUUUUGAUUAAUAUUUUUUAUUCUAUUUUUAUAACAUGAUUUUCAUAUAGUUUGUUUUUUAUUAUUAACUUUAAAAUAUUUUUGGGGGCUUAAUUUUUAUUAUACUGAUUUUGAGCUGGCUUAUUUUCGUAUAUUUAAUAUGACGUAAUGUUUUUACAACGUGUUCAUAUUUCAUAUUUAUUAGAUGAAUCUCAAAAGUUAUUUUUAUAUUUUUAUUAACUGCUGACGCUGUGUAAUUUUUUAAGUUCUUUAUACUUCAAAAUGUUUAAAUUUUACUUUAAUUGUAAAUCUGAUUAAAUGGAUUAAUUGCAACUUAUUUACCAACGGUCACAAAUAUAUCUUUUAUUAGUGAAA